AGGUUCAAUGAAAAAAAAUUCAAAUUGAAAAUCAUGCAUUGUUCUUCCAGAAGGAAAACGAGUAUGAAUAAAGAAAAUGAACUUACUGAAAAAUUUGAAGAGCCAGCACGACGAAUUACUCGAGCACUGGCUAAAGCACAGGGGGGUGCAGCCUCAAAAUCGUCCUUCAAACAAGUCAAAAAAUGUGUUCAUCGAAUGAACUCCAAACGUGCAUCAUCUGAUGAGAACAAGGCUUCUGUGACUGCCACCGUUGGCCUUCAGCCUAAAAGAAGGGUAGUGCUUAAAGAUGUAACGAACGUCUGUGCCGACGAUAUGCACAUGGACUACUUAAAAGCAACCAAAAUUCAGACCUCCAAGCAGACCAUUAGAGAUCCUAGGGGGAAGAAAAAAGAAAUGGUUGACGAUAUCUUCACUGAGAUUCCAUUAGUGGAAGAUGUGAAAGCAAAGUUAGCUGAAGACUUGUCAAAAAUAAGGAUGAUGGAGGCACAGGAAAGCACUUUACCCGUAAAACUGGAAAAAAGUGCAGUAGCAGAGCCUAAGUGUCAUGCUGAAAGAAAGUGUACCGUACCAGAUUCAUUGCCCCCAAUACAGGCCUUUUCAAUGUCAGUUGGACACCAAAGCCCUCAAAGAAAAGAAGAAGAUGAGGUUUGCGACAGACCAGAAUGCUCGAAAGAUGUUAUGGAUAUUGAUUCAAACCUAAAAGAUCCUCGAUUGUGUAGCUUAUAUUCCCCCGAUAUAUACAAUUAUAUACGUGUUGCCGAGCUUAACCGGAGACCAUCAACUAAUUAUAUGGAGCAGGUGCAGAAGGAUAUUACCCCAAGCAUGCGAGGAAUUUUGAUUGACUGGCUAGUGGAGGUUUCUGAAGAAUAUAAGUUAGUCCCAGACACACUGUACCUCACUGUGAGCCUCAUUGAUCGUUUUCUCUCCCACAAUUUUAUAGAAAAACAUAGACUCCAGCUACUAGGUGUUACCUGCAUGCUAAUUGCAUCAAAGUACGAAGAGAUUUGCGCACCAAGAGUGGAAGAAUUCUGCUUCAUCACUGAUAAUACCUACACAAGAGGAGAGGUGUUGAAAAUGGAGAGAAAAGUUCUGAAUUUCUUGUAUUUUCAUCUCUCUGUUCCGACCACAAAAACAUUUCUCAGGAGAUUCAUUCAAGCAGCACAAGCAACUUACAAAGUUCCGUGCAUGGAACUAGAGUUCUUAGCAAAUUAUUUGGCAGAGCUGUGUCUAGUUGAGUACAACUUCGUAAAGUUCUUGCCUUCACUCAUCGCUGCAUCUGCUGUAUUCCUUGCUAGAUGGACCCUCAGUAAAUCAGUGCAUCCAUGGAAUCCAACCUUGGAGCAUUAUACUAGUUACAAGGCAUCAGAGCUGAAAACUAGUGUACUUGCAUUGGAGGAAUUGCAACUCAACACUAAUGGCUGCUCCCUCAAUUCUAUUCGCGACAAGUACAGACAACAGAAGUUCAAAUGCGUUGCGACAAUGAGUUCCCCAGAAAGAGUAGUAUCAGUCUUCUCAAGAAGAUAAAGACAAUUUGUCUUCU
Hibiscus syriacus is the source of this 1540-nucleotide messenger RNA. RefSeq names its product cyclin-A2-2-like. Lineage: Eukaryota; Viridiplantae; Streptophyta; Magnoliopsida; Malvales; Malvaceae. Gene Ontology annotation, cellular component: nucleus; cyclin-dependent protein kinase holoenzyme complex; cytoplasm. The transcript has 11 exons. Gene Ontology annotation, biological process: regulation of cyclin-dependent protein serine/threonine kinase activity; mitotic cell cycle phase transition. The record is from RefSeq and is a predicted model, not a curated record. Gene Ontology annotation, molecular function: cyclin-dependent protein serine/threonine kinase regulator activity. Bases 34 to 1524 code for a protein of 496 amino acids.